AUGGAAGUAUUUGGCAUACUGCUUCUCUUCAUUGGGAGUGUAGCCAGCAUUGCAACGAUCUGUCCUGUUGGUUGGCAGCGAUAUGGAAAGGCUUGCUAUUUUGUGAUCAAAGAACUAAAGAAUUGGAGCAAAGCAAAAAGUAUCUGUGCUGCUUCUCAUUCAAGCCUUGCAGUUCCCAACUCGUCGGAGGAACAGACAUUUAUAUGGGAAUUACUCCAGCAGGAGUUUUAUCCUGAUGGUCCUGUGGAUGGAGCCUGGAUUGGCUGUGAUGACAUCGAGAAGGAAGGUGAUUGGCAGAAUUGUCCUUCGACAGGUGAUGAGACCAACGUGUACCAGAACUGGAGGGAAGAGCAGCCUGACAGUUGGAAUGCUGCAUCUGAUUGUGCAUUGAUGGUCAAUUCAGCGGGUGGCAAAUGGGAUGACCAGUCUUGCACUAAUCCCAGAUAUGCAACGUGUGAGCUUGCUAUCAUCAACUACGACCCUCUAUUCUGCCUUCAGAUCGGCUCUGAUGGUCGCAUCACCUCCCCGUGCCUCACUGAUAAUCACAUCUUGAUGGAGUUACAGGCUCAGGGUCUGGUGUCUUGUGGCAAGGCCUGCCUCUCUCAUCCCAAAUGUAGCUCCUUCAAUCUGAAGGACCAAGGCCAGGGCAAGAUGGUGUGCCAGCUGAAUGACCUCGCCCUUCAAAAUGCAGGGGCUGAAGAUGUGGUGGAAAUUCAGAACUGCUACGGCCUGGAUCUGUAGAAACUGGUUGCAUGAAGCAAACUGAUACAAAAAAUAUCCUUUAGAAUGCUCUCAUGAGCAGGUACCGGUACAUGGGCCAACAUUUUCAAUGCAAGUACAUGUGCAAAGCGCAGUGGUGGCUUACAUUUUCGCAGCUGAUAGUGAAUGACUAUUUUGCAGAGAUUUGUUGUG
Molecule: messenger RNA, 912 nt
Organism: Patiria miniata (bat star)
Lineage: Eukaryota; Metazoa; Echinodermata; Asteroidea; Valvatida; Asterinidae
Product: snaclec stejaggregin-A subunit beta-3-like
Exons: 1
Coding region: 1-741 (246 amino acids)
Source: RefSeq, a predicted model, not a curated record